Molecule: messenger RNA, 401 nt
Organism: Ornithodoros turicata
Lineage: Eukaryota; Metazoa; Arthropoda; Arachnida; Ixodida; Argasidae
Product: neuropeptide-like protein 31
Exons: 2
Coding region: 49-357 (102 amino acids)
Source: RefSeq, a predicted model, not a curated record
ACUUCUAGUGGCAACAUUCACUGCUUCCUACGCUACCCGAGUGACAACAUGAGGUCCCUUAUCGUUCUCGCCGUUUUCUGUCUGAUGGCGACUAUGGCGUCUGCUGGCUACUUCGGAGGCUAUGGUCUUGGCUACGGAGGAUAUGGCGGCUACGGAGGAUAUGGUGGAUACGGAGGGUAUGGUGGCUACGGACACGGCUAUGGCGGCUACGGUGGAUACGGUCUUGGAUACGGCGGUUAUGGUCGCGGUUUUGGCUACGGAGGCUAUGGUGGACAGGGUGGUUAUGGAGGUUACGGCGGAUAUGGUGGCUACGGUGGAUACGGCGGUUAUGGCUACGGCCAUGGCUUCUACGGCUAGACAACUGUGUAAUUAAUGUGCCACAAUUAAAUUAUUAUAUUGCA